AAAAAGAAAGCUCGCUGUUGCGAUUGUCCUCCAAAAGACUUCGGAGUAUCACGUAUUGUAGUGCAGACAUUAAAAUCGGAUUUAUAGUAAACUUGCCGGUCUGGUUUCUCGUAGCGGACUGUUGCAAACUAAAGAGAACUAUUCAACACGCUUAAUGGCAAGUAGACGUCAUACGAAAGCGGAAGAACUUCGGUUAGCGCAGCUAAAGUUAGCUAGAUAAGUGGCUACUCAAACGGUAGCAGGUAGCAGCUAGCGGGCUAGCUUGCUCCUUUGCUGUCAUGACCGGGGCUUCUCGAGAUUUCACAGCGUAAACGAGAAUACCUAGCAACUUGCUUGUUAGCUUUUAGUCGUUCGGCUAAAUUUGUGUCCCCGCCGAGACGCUGGCAGAGCGGAGAUUUUUUGCUUUCCUGUUGCUACCGGUGCUUCUUCAGCCGGCUGAAGAUAGCUCACUUUACACACCCUGGACUUCCCAGUGAGAUGAGAGAGAGCAGCAUUGCCAAAGCAUUUAAAUAAGACAUCUUAACCCGGCUGACAAGGAGUGUCAACCUUUCUGUUUGCCAAAAAUAAGCAUCCGAUAAGACUGAAGAAAUGCUGACUGACAGCAGGAAGAGGCACCAUAGCUGCAACAGCGAGGAAGACCAACAGCUGAGGCCUCAGGCCAAGAGGUCAGGAGGGGGUCCCUCGCUGCUUGUAUCAGAUUUGGACUCAGAGUCUUCCAGCAGUGACAGCAGCAAUGGGAUCAGCAGUCCAGAGAGAGCAAUAGUGGCCACCACCAGACCAUGCAUACACAGCCAAAACAGCUGCAUCACCCAGGACCCCGUCAGCCCAAAGCCCGAAGACUCUGCCAGCUCCUUGCAGCACGGUUUCCAUGGUGAUGGAAGAAGUGUCUCAUAUGACUACAUCAACAGAGUCCUGAGGGAGGCGCACUUCAGCAGUCUGCAGACCAGAGGCCGACCAGGCUCGACAUGACCGUGACCUCCGGCCCUCGCCCGACCUUGCCUCCUGACCAUUUUGUCCCUCACCCAUCAGUGUCAACACUGCUGGCAUGAUGGUGCCUCCCAGAAAGCCUCAAUAACACCAUGGGAUCAGGUGUAAGGCGAUGAUGUGUAGGGAAUAGGGUUGCAACAGUAUGAGAUUUUCACUGUCUCUGAAAAUAUCAUGGUAUUACAAAGUUCUUGUCAUCAUUAUUAUUAAUUACAACUCUUAAAGUAUUUUUUAUUGGUUGAAAUGUACGUGGUAUGAUAACUUUCAGUUGUCGUACUAUAGCACAAGACGUAUUAUGAAAACCGCAUACAGCUGCAACCCCAUUGGGGAGGUUUAUGGAUUCUGGGCUCAUCCCCACCUCAACAUGUACCAUUUGUCAAGAUCAUAAGCACAUCCGCCUUUCCAUGGCCCAGCCACUGUGGUUUUCUGUGCAGUAUCGAUGUGUACGUGUGGAUUUGUGUGUGUGUGUGUGUAUGCAUGCACCCCGUGCACUUUAUGAAGAGGUCUCCUUCUCUUUACAUGCGUGCGUCGAUGCGUGGACAUUUUCAUUGGUGCUAAUCACAAGAAAAGUGUGAUGAUGAUGAUCCAAAGUGCUUGCAGAACUAAAUAAAGCUAAGCACUUUACUC
Molecule: messenger RNA, 1611 nt
Organism: Oreochromis aureus
Lineage: Eukaryota; Metazoa; Chordata; Actinopteri; Cichliformes; Cichlidae
Product: protein FAM104A-like
Exons: 3
Coding region: 589-969 (126 amino acids)
Source: RefSeq, a predicted model, not a curated record